Mytilus trossulus (common blue mussel) is the source of this 823-nucleotide messenger RNA. Its product is annotated as complement C1q-like protein 3. The coding region runs from base 61 to 711 and encodes 216 amino acids. The transcript has 3 exons. Gene Ontology annotation, molecular function: protein binding. The record is from RefSeq and is a predicted model, not a curated record. NCBI's taxonomy places the organism in Eukaryota, Metazoa, Mollusca, Bivalvia, Mytilida, Mytilidae.
GAAUUACCGUUUGAAGUCAUAUUUCACCCUCACAGUUGGUUAAUUGUCAACGAACCAAACAUGAGCCGAUUACAGACAUUUUGGAGCAGAAAUCGUACGUUGGUAUAUACAGUUAGUGGAUUAAUUCUUGGAUAUUCAAUCGCGAUUUUAAUGAGCUAUCUUUUUUUUUCGAUAGAGCAAGAAAAAGGAAGAGGGAAUAUCCAGAAUUUUAAAAUAUCUCAACUUAUAAAAGAUUCAAAAGACGAGAUAUUGAAUGUUAUGAGGGACUCGAGGAACUCAACAGGCAACGAAAAGUCUAACGAUGGGACUAAGCACGGAAUCAUCGCUUUCUAUGCAAUCUCAACCAAAGAUCUCAACCUUGAGUUAAGUCAAACAAUAGUUUUUGAUCAUGUAUACACUAAUAUUGGUAAUGGUUACAAUCCGAAAACAGGAAAAUUCAUGGUGCCUUUAAAUGGAUUGUAUCGUUUCGGAAGUACAGGGAUGUCGCAAAGUAAGGAUAUAGUUCAUUUGCAAAUGAACAAAAACGGUGUUGAAGUCGCUCGUAGCACUGCACAACAAAAUUAUAAUACUGCUGACAUGGAAGCGAUUUUAGAACUAGAGAAAGGUGAUAGCAUUGAAGUGACCCGUAGAAGAAACAGCAAUAAACAGACAGAACGACUCCAUGGUAACAGACUGGCAUCAUUUACAGGCUUCCUAAUAGCAACAAUGUAAAUUGUUUAUUACGCGCAAAUAUAUUGUGACGAUUUUGACAGAUAGCAGUGUCUAAAUUUUUAUUGAUGUUUUCUACAGAGUUUUGUCUGUAUAUUUCUUCCAACUUUAGUUU